GGACCCAGGGAACUGUGCAUGUAGUUGGCAAGUUUAAUGGGCAGUGUGCUUGAGUUAAGCCCUGGGUCAGUACUAAAGGCAUCAGUGGAGUUCUCCAGGGCUCCCUCUGUCUUGUGCCAGGGCAAGGGUGUAUGUGUGUACUAGCUGGGGUACACUUCUGGAACCUGUAUCCAACUCUCUCCCUCCAUUGCUGCUCUCUGCAGUGUUUACAUGUACCCCAGCUUCACCACUACCAUCUGGAUAUCAACUCCUGGGGGACUCCGUUUGAGACUUCUGCUUUCUAGUGACCUUUUACCGUUCUGUUCUUUGCUGACUUCCUCGUUUCUGCCUUGUUCUGUUUAAAACGGUUCUACUGUGUUCCGUUCAGGGAUAGUAACAAGGAGUGUGUUCUUGGAUUGCUGUCCCAGUCUAUGUAUAUGCAUGUACCAGAAAGUUUGACUGCCACUUUAUAUCCUGAUCUGACUUGGAUCCUCUGGAUGGAUGCGUGACUAAUUCUCUUAACUGUGCUUGGAUCCAGCUACGCAUUACUACUCUGAGCAAGUGCUUUAUUGGAGAUUAGGCAAGAAGGGAUCUGUAUUCCUCAUUGUGCCCUGUCUUGGAUUACCUGACACUGGACAGCACUUAAGCUUUCAUUCAAGGCUACACAAGGGAUAUUGUUGGGGUUUCCUAUGGUUUCUAGAUGACUGAAGUGAGUUCCAUGCGAGUGUGAGUUUUCGGGAAAGCUUCGGGAUCUACCACAGUUAAGCACUUGUGACCUCCAGGAGGAUAUCACUGACCUCAAGAAGGAACUUUGACCCUGUGGAGGAAGAUACCUUCACUUUUUGGAGUGAUAUCAAAGGGAGAACAGCGUCUUCAGGAAUAGGAUACCAAAGUAUUGUUGGUGUUGUUCUCUACCAAAAGGAAGCCAACACAAAGAAACCUCACCAACAGAGAACCGUCCUUUUCAAACUCUUUGUCAUUGUUGUGAGUGAUCCCUGAAGAGAGACUGAUGUUCUGGCCAGGGUUGUGAUAGCUGCUUUCUCUGUGACUUACCACCUCUGUCCCCUUCCAUCAUGAAGUUACAGCUCAUCACCAUACUCCUAACCCUUGUCCUUACCUCAGCUCUUCUAGUUUCCAUGGCAACUGCCAAACGGGGGUCUCGCAAGAGUAAAAAGAGAGAUGACCCUGAACUGCCAUCCUGGAAACCAAAGUCAAACCCUGCCAAGGGUGAUGCUGUCUUUUCAAAGAAAGCUGGACAAAAGUUGCUGUUGAAAUGCCCAGCUGAUGGAAAUCCCAAGCCCAAAGUGAGGUGGCUGAAGAAUGGAGAGCCCAUUCCAAAGUCUCCAACAGGACGAAUUAAGGAGAAGAAGUUCAACCUGUUGGUGUCAGACCUGCAGGUGUCAGACUCAGGUAACUACACCUGUGAAGUCUACAACAAGGUGGGCGAGAUUAAGUGGACUUACAUCAUACGCAUUAUGAAGGUGAUCUGGCCACUGGAAGUUGUGGGGCCAGAAAACAAGACUGUGUAUGAAGGAGAGGAUGUAAAUUUCCGGUGUCGCGUGAUGAAUGAUCCUGAGGCUCAGAUACAAUGGCUAAGACGUACACUGGGCCAAGGGAAAGCCAACACAACCAAACUAGAGUCAGAAAAACAAAUGUUCAUUCCGACAGGAGAAGACCCAGAGCUGUUAGUCCUGAAGAACGUCUCGCUGGGGGAUUCUGGUCUUUACAAAUGUCUGGUGGGGAAUUUCAACGGCCUGAAAUACUCUGAUGCCUGGUUAAAUGUGUUACCCAGGAACAAGUCCACACCCACCACAGAAAAAACAAAAAGAAAGAAGGAAAAACAAACAAUUCCUACAUUUGCUCCUGUACAAACCACGACAACCAUGAUGAGGAUAGUUCCGGUGACCUAUACUGUAUAUACAACACAAGAAACGCACAAAAAGCGACCGGAUAAAAACCGAAAGCUUACAACAGUUACAGAUGCCCCCAGACAGAGAAGACCCAAACUAACCUCGAAGCCUAACCAAGAUAAUGGCCGGGGCAGGGGCUCCAAAAGGAAACCUAUCUCGCCUCUCUACACACCACUUAUGACCAUGACUCCGAAAACUCGAUCCCCUAAACGUAAGGAUAUGAUGAAGAACAAGAAAGAAAAGACAACUGUUUUGGAGCAUGACCCAAGGGAGAAAACUGAGACAACUGACAAGCCCAAUGUAUACAACAUGCCGACGAUGGCAGAGGAGAAGCCAACUAACGAGGAUGGUGCAGACAAAGCUGUUGCAGACAGCAGUGCUGGCUCACCAGGAAGUAUUAACUUGUGGACGGUGUAUAUUAUUGUGGGUGCAGUGGCUGGCGGCAUUCUUUUGAUAGGUCUGGUGACUUUGAUUGUGGCAGUAGCCUGUGCCAGGAGAGAGGAUGGGCCUCUCAACAAGUCAACUACUGUCUGACUAUGAAGGUAGUGAGUUGUCUCCCCUGGAUCACCAAGGUCCUCUUGCAUAAAGGAAUAUAUGUGUGUAUAUAAAAAAAAAUAGGUGAUUUGUUUGAAUAAAUGCUUGAAAAAAUGUUUCAUCACAGUGGUGUGAUGGUGUCCAAAUGGUGCUCGUGAUUUCACAUAAGGUGCCAAAAAAUAAAUGAAUAAAAAAUUUUAAAAAUGAAUAAUCGAAUAAUUCAACAACAGUUGAAGAAAGAAGGAGUGCAAGGAGUGCUCUACUGUGAUUGAGUAACCACUUCAUCAUGCACUGUGCAUGUGGAAAAUGACAAUGGCUAACAGAAAAGAGACUCUUUGAAGACAAAAUAACAUGGCUAACACAAAGACAUUUUGUAUUUUUGUGUGGUCAGAUCUCUUUGGAACUCACACUAAAUUCUCACAUACUUCGGUGUAGUACAGGAAGAGGAAAAAAACUCUCUCAGGUGAAAGGACUUCUGCAUCCUUGUGUGUAUAGUAUACACAAAUGUGUAUAUGUGUACCUGUGUGUACAUGUGAAAUGUGAGAACUGCAUGUAUCCAAAAUCAUAAGGACUACUGAAUUUUGCUGCUUGUUAAAUGUGACGUCAGUACAUCAUGUGUACCAUCAUGAAGCCUUCAACUCUAAUGUUACAUAAUGGCUUUAGGGUGUGUACCACAGCCACAUAAAGUCUUUAACACCCAAUGGUGUUAUCUCUGAUUACAUGUUUAUUUUGGUAUGUGUACCAUUGCAUCAUGAAGUCUUCAACACCCAUGCUGAAAUGGUGUACGGUCUGAUCACAUGAUGGCUUUAGUAUGUGUACCAAGGCAUCAUGAAAGCACCCAUGCUGAAAUGGUGUUAUAUCUGAUUACAUGGUUAUUUUGGUAUGUGUACCAUUGCAUCAUGAAGUCUUCGACAGCCAUGCUGAAAUGGUGUACGGUCUGAUCACAUGAUGGCUUUAAUAUGUGUACCAAGGCAUCAUGAAAGCACCCAUGCUGAAAUGGUGUUAGAUCGGAUUACAUGGUUACUUUGGUAUGUGUACCAUUGCAUCAUGAAGUCUUCAACACCCAUGCUGAAAUGGUGUUAGGUCUGAUCACAUGAUGGCUUUAGUAUGUGUACCACAGCACUAUGAAGCUUUCAACACCGAUGCUGAAAUGGUGAAUUUAGCGUGUACACCUAUGAAGUCUUCAACAAGCACAUGUAUGAUGGUAGGUUGUUAAGUUUGGUUAAAUGGUGACUGUGUCAUAGGUGUGGGAACAUCUGACAGAAUCAUGCCAUUAUAAGAAACCUGUAUCUGUGGGUACAUUGACAUGUAAAGUGGAAUGCACCUAGGAUUAGAUGUUGACAAUGGUGUAUGCACUCACAGGUAUCACUGAGAUCUGUCAAAAUGUGGAUGAUGUUUUUAACAUAAUCUCAGGCAUAAGAUUGAAAUGGUAGUUGCCAUGCAGAUACAUAUGUACUGAGGAUACACCAGAGGAGCAGAAAUUAUGACAAAUAGCACAGUUUCGUACAGUUGUCCUUAUGAAUGAGGUGGUGACUUUAGUACAUUUGAAUCUGUGACAGGAGCACCUAUGAUGUAGGUGUUGUGGAGACAGCUAAAAUUGGCGGCUUUUAAAUGGUCUUCUUAAUGCCUUUGAAAUCGUUACUUCAGGGAAGGAACAGAAUUAUAGGUGUCAGGCUGGGGUAGAGAACUUUUGAUAACUGUAUUGCGUUGGGUUUCACAGCUCAGUGUGUCCUACUAGCAACACAAGAAGAACAAGGGAAGAAGACUGAAGAUCUCUAUUCACGCCUGUCUUUGUUGACAAAUACUACAGACAUUAUAAAGAUUGAUCUAUGUACAUGUACGAUUAUGCAUGUAGAAGGCUUGAAUUCAUCACUAAAUGUUGACAAGCUGUGCCAUAUACAUGGAAGUCAUUAUACACAGGUGUGUGUGUGUAUCUGUGUAUAUCUUCAUGUGAACAAAUGUCUCUUGUACAUCAUCAAAUGUGCAAACUGCUCUGCUGUUGUAUUUCAAGUAGUUUAUAAUUUUCACACGUGCAUGUAGAUUUGUGGGAUAUGAUGGUUGGAUUUGUGGACAAUGAUUACAUGUAAGUGAAUAUGUAAAUGUGUUAAGAUAGUUUUUUUGUUGUUGUGACUUAGAUGCUGCAGGUUUAGGAUGACUGGUCCGUCAAAACACAAAUGUAUCAGGUGUUUUAUUUGCUCUGAAAAUCAAAACGAUUCAUUCUCAGGCUAGUAAUGCACAUGCAUGUUUAUGUAAGUUUGAUGUUCCAAAGUUACAUGCAGAUGUAAAUGAUACCAAGCCAUGUUUUAUUUUAUUACGAAUUCAGACGUGGGUUUGAAAUGAUUUGUUUUCUCUUAAACUGAAGGCUCAUCCUUUCAAGGAUACAGAAUCAAUUUGCCGUAAUCUUCCUCAGAGAAAUUAAGUUUCUUGGUUUUAUGGGGGAGACUACAUACUAUGCUAAAAAGAGUGGAAGUGAACGUAAAGAAAAUAGAUCAACAAAAAGAAGCAGGUGGCAGCCCAGAAUGAAAAAGAAAAUCGUGUUUUAUUCAAAGGGAAAUAAUCCAAGCCUGAAGUAUUAAUGCAUGUAAAAUUAGUAAAACCAUUUUAGCUACAUUUUGUAUUGUUACUCCUGUAAUAUGCUUUCAGUCGGUCACUUCAUCAGUCAUCCAGUCAAGCCGUCCAGUUCGUUAGCUGUGUUCACAACAAACUUUAUUAUACCACAUGCCCUGCGCAUCACUGUAAUCUUCGGAAUGGGUUGUAUGGGUAGUACUCUAGAUUGAAGGCGUGUACAACGCCCUUAGUAUCUUGGAAAUCGGAGGGGGAAUCUACAGAGCUGUUUACACUGAGAUGCAAAGUCAGUGCUGUGCAGUAAAUGCAGUAAUAUUGUUUGCUGCAAAAAAAGACCAAGUGAUGCCCUUUACAGACAAACUGGAGAUAUUAAAGGAGAUACAUGUGGACAUAGCCUGAUGAGGGGCUUUCCUCACCUGUAAGGUUCGAUACCAAAUCUUGCUAGAUCAGCUGCCGCCUAAAGUCAGGGAAUUUGUUAGGUAACGAACUUUUUAAACGGCUUUUUGUCCCAUCAGUCACCGCACGAAAUGGUGUCACUGUGACACCAUCUACAAUCAGGAACUCCUCUGAUUGCAGAACAGUUAACCUUGGUGUAUUAUGAGGGCUAUGCGUAAUGUAUUUGAAGUGCUCUCGUAUCACUGACCGUCUCAAGGAUAUACACCGAAAGCAAAAGCAUCUAGGCCUAUUUUGUCUAGGAAAUCAUCUUCUGUAUAUGACAUAAACUUACAGCAGCUAUGUAGAUCUUCGUUCUUUGUACUCAAGAUGUUGUCUUAAAUGUACACAAUAAUUAAUUAUGGGACUCUCAGUGUUGUUUUUUUUAUAUGCAAGGUGAGGAAGAAUUAUGUGUUUCGAGAAUGUGGCCAGUAUGAUGAUUGAAGUACAUCUAGUAAGGGUUGAAUCUUGUAUUUUAUGUGUAAUAUUUUAUGUAAUUUGGGUGAAAUGUGGGAUAAUUUGAGACAAUAACCUGCAGGUAUUUAAAAUUGUUGUGUGUUGAUCAUCUUGUCGCAUUAACUUCUAUUUUUAUUAGUCUCUGACUAGCCGUAUACAAUUACCGUUCAUCUUAUAAGCAUUUUCUCAAUAUUUUUUGUCUCCGGAAAGGAAUUUGCUUUUGAUUUUCUGGUGGUUAAUUUUUCCUUGGCAACCGUUUAUAGUGGCACAAGUGGCUGUAUUCUGAAGAAUUCUGGUGGAUGUUGUGGUUCACGGCUUUAUUAAGCCUGGUUCUCAUAGAAUCGGCGGUAUGAGAACAUGGUCACCGGCGGCAGUUUAUAGCCAGAGGUCCACCGCCGGUCGGCACCCUUGAUGUUCUAAGGUGUUCAACUUUUCCGGUCAUCGCCAGUAGACAACGUCAUGAGAACACUCCAGAGUCCCGCUGGAUUCAACGGUGGGCCACCGGCGUUCAUCCGCCAGGUUUAUGAGAGCCGGGCUAUAACUAUUGAAAGUUGAGUUGCCAAUUCAUUUCCUCUCCCCAUUGGCAGAAAGUCGGCAGAUUAAGAAAUCCUUUAGUUUCAACUUUCCGUUCCUCGGGUGAAGCCUUAUUAUCUUACAGUCCCAGAACCAUACAGUAUUAGUCACAGAAUUGAGGUAUAGAAUAUAUCUACCUCCGUGGUUACAAAACAGUUGUGAAGUAUUGCAUUGGUUUCAUUUUAACAUGAUCAAAGAGUGCUACAGUCAAACGGUAUUGUGCAAAGCGUUUAAUCUUUUCGUUCCCUUUUUUCUCCCCCCCCCCCCCCUUCCCUCGCCCUCUUAAAGCAUAUUGGAUAAGGCAGCAGUUCAUGGUUUAAUGUAUUUUAGCUGAAAGGAAACGAUUUGUGCCAAAUAUUUCUAGUGAGAUCAUUUUCAACGUAUACUCCCUCGAAUUGCAAUGGUAUCUUCCUUAUGUGUUAUGUCAUUGCGUACAUUAUGCAAUGGUUAAUCUACUUUUUAAGGCAUAAUUUAAACUACACAUUUUUGUAUGAGUACAUUUUCACAUCAUUCUGCGAUUGUUUAUAAGUUUUGGUUCUUAUUUUUUAAUUAUUUGUUUUUAGUAAGUAUGUUCCAAUGCAGCUUAUAGCUCAAUUGAUUGAUUUUUUGAAAACAUUUUAUUUGAAUGUUCACUUUAUAAAAUGAAUUCCAUGUUCUUUUACUUGAUGAUUGUCAGGUCACUGAAAUUGGUCCAAAAUUUUAGUCAGUUUUGAGAACCAUACCAAAGUGUGAUGACCCCAAAGGAUAUGUUGUGAGUGUCCUAUAAAAUGUGCGUUGAUGCAAAUUGACAUUGGACUGUAAUGUAUUCUCGUUUUUGUGUGUUACAAAUGAGAAACAUUAACCGCCAAAAUGAAGUCGGUCCAAGCGGUGAACUAUUCGUUCUUAUAUGUAGAUGUGCUCGUAAAGCACAGUUUACAAGCACUAGGGUGUAACAGCAAAGAAUGGUGUGUUUUACACACAGCUUGGAACCGAGUUGUUCAGGCAGGAAAUGUUCAUCCAUUGAUGUUGGACUCUAGUAUGUGAACUUCUGCAAAGUACGCGCUACACAAAGACUCUAAACUCGAACGUAUGCUUAUUUAGACUUGAUGUUACCAAAUGAUGUUGGAUUCAAACUUUGGUUUGUUUUGACAUGAUGUUACAAAACGGUGUUGGACUGUGGCUUCGGCGCAUUUUGAAACGUUAAGAAAUUACCUUCAAGACAUCCAUCACCUCAAACCAGACGUGUGAUUCAGCAUGAUUGCUGGAAGUUUUAAGUUAGGAGAAUGCACACUGUGCGCUAUAUGUCAACGUACAAUUCUUUAUACCAAUCUUCAAAACAGAAGUUUGUUCUGCAUUAGAACGGCGCCGGGAAAACCAGUGUGAGUAUAAAGAUGUGGAAAAGAGAAGAAUCUGUGAUUGUUAACAGAGCGAAAACACUGCGUAAAAAAAGAACAGAACUCGUGUUUUUUUUUUAUUUGAUUACAAUUAUUUUGGGGGUUAAACUCAAUGGAAUAUUUGUUUCCCCAUGUGUUUAAUAUCUUCAGUUUCUCAUGCCCAUUCAGUUGUAGAGAUGUUUACACGUAAUAAUAAACCUUUGUUAAAACAAGAA
This is a messenger RNA of Liolophura sinensis, 8037 nucleotides long. Its product is annotated as fibroblast growth factor receptor 4-like. Lineage: Eukaryota; Metazoa; Mollusca; Polyplacophora; Chitonida; Chitonidae. The record is from RefSeq and is a predicted model, not a curated record. The coding region runs from base 1053 to 2423 and encodes 456 amino acids. The transcript has 7 exons.